GUGGGUGCACGCCCUGAAGAUGACCUGGCACGUGCAGUGCUUCACCUGCGCUGCCUGCAAGACGCCCAUCCGCAACCGCGCCUUCUACAUGGAGGAGGGGCAGCCCUACUGCGAGAGAGAUUACGAGAAGAUGUUUGGCACCAAAUGCCGUGGCUGCGACUUCAAGAUCGAUGCCGGUGACCGGUUCCUGGAGGCGCUGGGCUUCAGCUGGCACGACACCUGCUUCGUCUGUGCGAUCUGCCAGACCAACCUGGAGGGGAAGACCUUCUACUCCAAGAAGGACAAGCCCCUGUGCAAGAGCCAUGCCUUCUCCCAUGUGUGAGGGGAACCGUUUCCCCCAGCCCGGCCCGCCCUGCAUGCUUCUCUCUGCCCCACCGCAGCCCUCGGGAACCCUGCCUGGAGCGUGGCAGGGGCCCGGCUGGACACGCCUCUCCUCACCCUGUGCCGGCCCUGGCCUGGGGCUAACGGGUGCUGCUGCCAAGCACCCACCCUCCUCCCUCCCCGCACCUGCUGCAGGCCCUGCAUUGGGCUGGGCUGCUCCACAAAGCCAGUGCAUGGGCAUGUGCCCUGAGCCAGCAGCUGGCCCUUGUGCCCCCCUGCCCUACACAGGGCCGUCUCUGCUGGGGUCCACGAGCCAGAGCGCAGAGCCCCGCCCCGGCCCUGCUGCCCCAUGGGUGAGGGCGGGAGGAGACCCUGCAGUGACCACGCUUGUGCCACCUACUUCCCUGCCCAAGAGCCACUGCUGUCCCCCCACCCACACGCACCCCUUCCCCCCGUGCCCAGCCGGGCUGUGACGCCGCGCGGAGCUUUUAGUGUCUCAAUAAACACUUCUGUGCAA
Alligator sinensis (Chinese alligator) is the source of this 838-nucleotide messenger RNA. RefSeq names its product PDZ and LIM domain protein 7. The transcript has 3 exons. Gene Ontology annotation, biological process: actin cytoskeleton organization; muscle structure development; heart development. The coding region runs from base 20 to 322 and encodes 100 amino acids. Gene Ontology annotation, molecular function: muscle alpha-actinin binding; actin binding. The record is from RefSeq and is a predicted model, not a curated record. Gene Ontology annotation, cellular component: stress fiber; filamentous actin; Z disc. NCBI's taxonomy places the organism in Eukaryota, Metazoa, Chordata, Crocodylia, Alligatoridae.